UCCUGCUCCCCCACACGCUGACGCUUCUAAAAAAAUCCCUCCCGCUCCUACCGCCACCCCCUCCUCCGCAUCGCGCGGCCCAGGCCACGCGCCGCCGCCAUGGCCGCCGCCUCCCUCCUCGAGGCCACCCGCCUCCUCUCCUUCCCCCUCCCGCGCCCGCGCCCGCUCCCGCCCUGCCGCGGCCUCCAUCUCCUCCUCGGGCCCCCGCGCCUCCCCGCCGCCAUCCGCGCCCGCUGCCUCCCGCCUUCCGCCGCCGCGAAGGAGGGGCCGGCGAGGCUCCACCACGCGCUCAGGAGGUCCGUCAUCGACUCCCUCGCCGCGCUCCACGCGCUCAGGAGGUCCGUCCUCGACUCCCUCGCCGCGCUCAAGAGGCCCGCGCUCGCGCUCCUUCUGGCCGGCGCGCUGCUCGUGGCGGCAUCGGCGGGCCCCCAUACGGCGUUGGCCGCCUCCGGGGGCCGCGUCGGUGGGUCCGCCUUCUCCUCUCGGUCGUCGUCCUCGUCAUCGUACGGGUACACAGCGCCGGCGCCGAGGGGCGGGUACUCGGCCGCGCCCUUCUACUCGCCCUCGCCAUUCGUCUCCGUAGGCCCGGCAGUCGGCAUCGGAUUCGGGGGCUCCGGGUUCCUCCUGACGCUCAUGGGGUUCGCGGCGUUCCUUUACCUCGCCGGGUUCCUGUCGGACUCGUCCAGCGGCGGCAGUGUGCUCACCGAGACGCAGAAGACUACCGUCCUCAAGCUUCAGGUUGGCUUGCUGGGCAUGGCCCGAUCAUUUCAGAAGGAGCUUGAUCAAAUAGCUGAGAAAGCAGAUACAUCUACCCCAGCUGGGUUAAGCUAUGUGUUGACAGAGACAACAUUGGCUUUACUACGGCAUCCAGAUUGCUGUAUCUCAGCUUACUCAUCAGUGGAUGUGAAACGAAGCAUGGAUGAUGGGGAGAAACGUUUCAAUCAACUAUCAAUUGAGGAGAGAGGCAAGUUUGAUGAGGAGACACUUGUGAAUGUGAACAGCAUCAAGAGGAAUAAAGCAGGCAGCCAAAGAUCAAGUGAUUUUAGCAACGAGUACAUUGUGAUAACCAUAUUGGUUGCUGCUGAGGGAGUACAUAAGCUACCUGUUAUAAAUAGCAGCAAUGAUUUGAAGACAGCUCUACAAAAGCUUGGUGCCAUACCGUCAAGCAAAAUACUGGCAGUCGAGGUCCUAUGGACUCCACAAAAUGAGAACGACACAUUGUCAGAGCGAGAGCUCCUUGAAGAUUACCCGCUUUUGAGGCCUCUAUAAAACAACAAGUUGCAGGUUUCCCCUGUGAAGAAAGAACAGGUUGUAGAUUCAGUUUUGGCGGUUAUCUUAUUAACUAUAGCACAGGUCUUGUAUUGGUAAAAAUAUAAUUUGUAAUUGACAUCACUGUUAGCAGGCAACAUAAAAGUUGGCCUACAUGGCAGAACCUGUAGUGCAAUGCAGUGCAAUUGUAUGCUGUAGUCUUGUUCAAUGUUCCUCACACAAGUUUGUAAAUAGAUUGUUACAAAUGUACAUGCGAGUCUACAUUUGUGCUUA
Molecule: messenger RNA, 1542 nt
Organism: Phragmites australis (common reed)
Lineage: Eukaryota; Viridiplantae; Streptophyta; Magnoliopsida; Poales; Poaceae
Exons: 6
Coding region: 100-1269 (389 amino acids)
Cellular component (GO): chloroplast
Source: RefSeq, a predicted model, not a curated record